CGCUAACCUGAUGUGGUCGCUGUCGCUGAUGCUGAAGAUGAUCAUGCUACCAACGAUAUUGUCUGCCGCUGCUGUACGUCUUUGGAAUGUCUAUGUGACGUCUUCACGUGACGUCACAUGGCACCUUCCUCUGCCUCCAGGACAUUUCGGAAUCCCUUUUAUUGGAGAAUCGUUUUACAUGCUCUUCUUCAGGAAUCUCUACUUGCAACGGAAGCGCAAUGCGUACGGGAACAUUUACGUCACGCAUCUCUUUGGCAACCCGACAGUGCGCGUCUGUGGCGCGGAGUACGUGCGGCGCAUCCUGCGUGGAGAGAACACGCUCGUGGAGACGCAGUGGCCGCUGAGUACUCGCCUGCUCCUGGGAGAGGGGUCCCUGAGCCACGCCCGCGGCCUUGACCACACCGUGAAAAAGAAGGCGCUUCUCAAGGCAUUUUCGUCCGACGCAUUAUCCAGUUAUGUUCCGGUAAUACAACAAAUAACUCGGAAGUAUAUACAACAAUGGAUCGUUCGCGGGCGAGUCAGCGUCUGUGAGGAGAUGAAGACCUUGAACUUCGAGCUGGCGCUUCGGGUGCUGCUCGGUGCCGAUCUGGCGGCCGCGGAACAGAGGCGGCUGACACACGUGUUCGAGACCUUCAUGUGGAACCUGUUUUGUCUUCCGCUGGACAUGCCUGGGUCUGGAUUAAGGAAGGGUAGGGACGCCCGCAACAAGCUCCUUGCAGUCAUAGACGAAAUCAUAAAAACGCGACAGACUCAGGCGCCUUUUGAGGACCGGAACAGCGUUCUCGGCUACAUACAGGCGGCGGAACGCGCGGGAAGUUACACACACGAGGAGGUGAAAAACCUCUGUCUUGAGCUGCUGUUUGCCGGCCACGGGACUACGUCGAGCGCUGGAUGUUCCCUGGUGUACUAUUUGGCGAAGCGCUGUGACGUCAGAGAAAAAGUUAUCGCCGAGCUGCAGGCCCACGGGUUGCUGGGUGUGGGGUGUGAUCACGUGACUCUACAGCAGCUGAACCAGCUCUCAUACGUGAACAACGUCGUGAAAGAAGUGCUGCGGAUCAGCGCGCCUAUCCCUGGCGGCUUCCGGCGAGCUUUGCAGACAUUUGAAAUUGGCGGCUACCAGGUACCUAAGGGCUGGUCGGUAACCUACGACAUCCACAGCACGCACGGGAUAUCCGGUUGCUCCUGUGACCCAGCGGCAUUCAACCCGGACUGCUGGAAUCAGGCUUCGACACCGGUAGCCUACAUGCCCUUCGGCGGUGGGCGACGCAGCUGCGCCGGCAAGGACCUAGCCCGAAUCAUGCUAAAGGUGUUCGUCGUCGAACACGUGCGCGGCUGCAGCGUCCGUCUUCUAAACGAGCGCACGCGAUUCCAGACGUUCCCGAUGCCGUACCCGACAGACGGCAUGCCGGUCAACGUCACGUGUUUAUAGGGCGUGCGACAAUUACAACAACAACAACAACAGCAGCAGCAAUACGCCAAGAACAAAAGCAAAACGAACCCCAUUUGUAUAUACAUGUAUAUUUUCUUGCAUUUAAGUGCAGGUGAUAUGCAUUUUAUAACUUUUCGAAUUUCCCAUUAUGCAUUGUAUGUGGAUUAAGUUGAGUGACGCUAGUACACAAUAGGUCUACUGGCUCCCUACGGAUUAUUUAUAUUGUACGUUUAGUGUCUAUUAGUGUUUUGUUCUAUGUUUGUCAUGUGAACGUAUUUAUUUGCUUCUCAGGGAUUGUUUCCGGUGAUGCUUUGUGUUUAAUGAAUUUUACCUCCUUGUAUGUAUAUAUACAUUUACAUGUAUUUAUUUUAUUGUUAAUGCUUACAUAUAUGAUUUUUAAUUAUUUGGCUCAUUCAUGCUGGCGUUUUCUUCCGCAAGGUUUUAAGAACGAGUCAUGCCAAUGAAGACGAUAAUGUAACGCUACCGUAAACAAACCUUG
Messenger RNA from Dreissena polymorpha, 1928 nucleotides. Its product is annotated as cytochrome P450 26A1-like. The transcript has 4 exons. Bases 11 to 1429 code for a protein of 472 amino acids. The record is from RefSeq and is a predicted model, not a curated record. Gene Ontology annotation, molecular function: heme binding; monooxygenase activity; oxidoreductase activity, acting on paired donors, with incorporation or reduction of molecular oxygen. NCBI's taxonomy places the organism in Eukaryota, Metazoa, Mollusca, Bivalvia, Myida, Dreissenidae. Gene Ontology annotation, biological process: sterol metabolic process.